GACAAGCUGCCCAUGUUAAUACGCGCUAUCGACGUCGAGGGCUUCGGCGUUCUCAGCAUACGAUACGUGUAUCAGCGUAGCGAGGCUGUGGACGCUAUACAUCUGCUCUUCCUUCAUGACUCUUUCCUAGAAUCGCGGAAGCUCCUACCUCUUCUGACGGCGAAUCACCCUCGGAUUCACGUCGUGGCGAUCAGUUUGCCUGGCUAA
Messenger RNA from Dichomitus squalens LYAD-421 SS1, 207 nucleotides. RefSeq lists its product as uncharacterized. The transcript is spliced from 3 exons. The record is from RefSeq and is a predicted model, not a curated record. The annotation marks the transcript as partial. NCBI's taxonomy places the organism in Eukaryota, Fungi, Basidiomycota, Agaricomycetes, Polyporales, Polyporaceae.